Messenger RNA from Perca flavescens (yellow perch), 10366 nucleotides. It is a transcript of the gene prrc2c, whose product is annotated as proline-rich coiled-coil 2C. Gene Ontology annotation, biological process: cell differentiation. Lineage: Eukaryota; Metazoa; Chordata; Actinopteri; Perciformes; Percidae. The record is from RefSeq and is a predicted model, not a curated record.
UUUGAUUGUGCGACAGGCCGCGGCGCGAGCGGGGCCUCACACAACUGGAGAAACGGUCUGACACGAGAUAACGGCUGGGAAUAGACACGGAACUACGGCACGACCGCGUACCGGUUCCCACAGUAACGGCCGAACAGACAAGGACAGACUGGCGGCUCGCAACAACGCAGAAGACGUAAAACAAUAGCCGUGCAUGUGGAGAGCGGUUUGUUGGCAGUCAACGAGCAAAGUAGCUAACCAUCGUUAGCUGAACUGGGUUAGCAGGCUAGCCAGCUUUUGUAAUCCGCCGGCUAGACGCAUCUUCGUCCACCACAAACCAGGCCGAAACCGGAUUUCAAGUCGGGCCGCACAACAGCCGAAAGGACAAAGAAGGCACCGGCGGUGGCAGGAGGCUGGUUCUGGGGGCGAGGCCAAAGGACCAGACUCAAUGAGUUUCCAGCGACAUGUCCGAGAAGUCAGGGCAGAGCACCAAGGCAAAGGAUGGCAAAACAAAGUAUGCAACCCUUAGCCUCUUCAACACCUACAAGGGCAAAUCUCUGGAAACCCAGAAAACUGCAGUGGCUGCUAGACAUGGGCUCCAAAGUUUGGGCAAAGUUGCUGCCAGCCGGCGCAUGCCCCCUCCGGCCAACCUGCCCAGCCUGAAGGCAGAGAACAAGGGAAACGACCCCAACGUCAACAUCGUCCCCAAAGACGGUAGUGGCUGGGCAUCUCGACCUGAGGGAGGGGAGGAGAGGCAACAGGAGACACCCCCACCCCAGAUCAAACCAGCAGUGAUCCAGCCACAAGAGCCUUCUAUUGGGGGCAGCCGCUCCUGGGCCAACAGCAAGCCAACUCAGCUAGACGGAGCUCCUCGUGUGAGCAGCCAUUUUCACCAGGAGUUUCCCAGCUUGCAGGCGGCUGGUGAGGUUGAGAAAGGGGACGGUCAAGAAGAGGAGCCUUAUGGACCAGGCCCCAGCCUCAGACCUCAAAAUGUUGGCAGUUGGCGAGAGGGUGGAGGCAGAAAUUUGAUAACUGCACCCAGCCCCUCUGAGAUGGACAACAGGGCCCCGGAGGAGGGUAGUACGGGCCCUGGUACCUCUACACCACCAGGGGAAGCUGAUGAGCCUGGGCGAAACGUAACCACUGACGUUCAGAGGGAGAAGAGGGAUGGUAGGGAGAGAUUGCCCCCCUCUGCCCUCCCUCAGGCUAAACUUAAUGGGGGGCAGCAGCCUCCUGCCGGGGUGCCAACUCACUUCGACCCUGCUUUUAGGAGCAUGAUGCCACCCUACAUGUUCCACGCCUAUCCUCAAAUGACUUUGGGCCCAGGACAAGGAAACUUCAGAUACCCUGUACCACAAGAUGGAGCAAAGGGUCCUCGUUCAGUACGACCCCAGCAGCAUCCCCCUCAGUCCUGGCACCAGGAUCCAGACAGACCCUCUAUCAUCAGCGCAACGGAACUCAAAGAGCUGGACAACUUAGACACUGACACUGAUGAGGGCUGGGCAGGAGCUCAGAUGGAGGUGGACUACACUGAGAAACUAAACUUCAGCGAUGAUGAGGAAAACCAAGCUGCUAAAGAGAAAAGAGAAAAUUGGGAGUGGAUGGGUAAAGUGGAGCGUAUAAGAUCUCGGCCACCAGACGGUCAGGAGGGCUGGAAGGAGGGUGCUGAGGACCGUGGGGGCAAUAAAACCUCAUGGGCUGAUGGUGAUCCCAGAGCACCAUCACCUGGCAGUAUGGGGCAGUACAAUAAGUCAGCUGCUCCACAGGACUACCAGGGUGGCGGUCGCUCUGUUGGUGGAGCUCCACGCGUGACCAAACCACAGGCUCCAGCGGCACCUGGUGCCGAUGAGGACCCCGAGGCCUGGCGGCAGAAGCGCAAAAAGCCUGCAGAAAUUUCUGAAGCUGUAGAACGAGCGAGACGGCGGAGGGAAGAAGAGGAACGGCGGAUGGAAGAACAGCGGCUUGCUGCUUGUGCUGAAAAACUAAAACGUCUCAAUGAAAAACACCGCCAGGCGACUGAGGGCAAAUCUGCCGUUGCUCAGACCACCAGUGAUGAGGCAGGAGCUGCCCAAGAGGAGGAGACCUCAUCAACUCCCGCUCCUGUCUCCAGUCUUGUACCUUCAAUCCCAGUUUCACAAUCGCAGGCCCCAAUCGUGCAAGCUCCUCUGCCUGAGAGGGUGGAUCUAGACAGGGAGAGGAUUGAGCGAGAACCAGAGAGCGUAGAACCAAGUGUAGAGGAGGAGGUUCACCUGCCUUGUCAGCCCAGCCCCCCCGUCCAGAGACCUGUGGCCAUAGUACCAGAGCCUCAGAGCGAGGGAGAGAGCUCCGUGGUUGAGGUCAGCCCCCUGAUGGAGGAGAACCAGACCGACAGGACAACAGUGCCUAUCCGAGACUAUUUCAACAUAGAGGACAACAGAGUGGAUGAGCCCCACCUGUCUCUGCCUCACAUGGACAGCCCCAGUGGUGAGGAAGUCCCUGUUGCACCACCACAGCUGGAAGGAGAGGCAGCAGCUGCUAUGCGUCCCUCUCUCACUUCAGGCUAUUCCAAACAGUUUCAAAAAUCUUUGCCUCCUCGUUUCCUUAGACAGCAGGAGCAGAUGAAGCAGCAACAAUGGCAACAACAGCAGCACCAGAGUGGGGGCUCCGUGUCCCCAUCAGGUGGUGGUGGCGUUCCAGCUCCCCAACAGCAGCAGCAGCAGCAACACCGCUCCAUGUAUCAACCCAUUGGCCCCCACCACCAGCACUUGGCCUCCAUGGGGUUUGACCCCCGCUGGCUCAUGAUGCAGUCCUAUAUGGACCCCCGCAUGAUGUCAGGACGUCCUCCCAUGGACAUGCCAACUAACAUUCACCCUGGGAGGAUGCCUCCUAAGCAGAUUGUGCGCAGAGAGCCUGGUGACAACUCAAGCUCCAGCUCUGACUCCUUUGACCAUUUGACCCGACCAAUUCGUGACCAUGGCCUGCCGUCAGACUCGCGGAUGGUAUGGGGUUCGGACCCAUACCCACAGUCGGAGCCGUUACCAUCUGUAACUCCUCCAAAAGGACGAGAUGAUAACAAGGAGACGAGGAUGGACUCUGGUUUGGAUCUGGACAGGGGUCUUCCAGCUAUGUAUCCCCAGGACCACAGUGCAUUGGACUCUCAUAAAAGUAACUUCUUCCAGGACCCUACAGAGUCCAUGUCAGUGUUUACCCAGGGCCCAGAGGAUGCAUCAGGGCCUCUAGACAGGGUCCCUGUAGUCCCAGCCUUUGAUCCUGAGGAGCCAGGCUUACCCAGUGGGGAAGAGGUAGAAGCUCUUGGUCAAGCUAUGCUCCAGAGGAGUGUCUCCCAGGGCUCUAGCCACUCCCUCAAGCUGGAUGAGCCCAGGUUUGAUGGGCUACCCCUGGGAACAAAACCACUAGAGCUACAGGACACAGGAGAACGGGCUGAUGAUAAGCCCCAGAAUGAACUCUACCCCCAGGCUGCGGUGACUAGCAACCGGGCUACACCUCCUGCUGAUGGAUUACACAAACAAGAGAAGCUGCCUCUGCCAGCCCCUAGCAAGCAGAAAGCUGAGCUGCGCUGGGGUGGAAGAUCAGGGGCUGGACGCAGAGAAGGACCAGGGGGCGAGAGACCUGUUCGCAGGUCUGGGCCAAUAAAGAAGCCUGUCCUAAGGGACAUGAAAGAAGAGAGAGAGCAAAGAGAAGAGAGGGAGAAGCGUCACGAGAGAGGGGAAAGAGGAGACCGGUUCAAAAAGGAUCAGUCAUCCAAAGCUCCUUCUGCAGCUCCUUCUGCAGCUGCUGCAGUGUCUGAGGGCUCCAAACCUCAGGGUGAGGAGAAGAGAGAAGCUGCUGAGGAAACAGCGACUGGCCAUCAGAGAUUCAGAGAGUCCCAGCCUCUAUCUGGGGCUCCCACCUCUUCCUCUCAGGAGGAGAAAGCCGACAAACCGCCCAGCAAUGACAAACAUCCAGAACCCAAACUGCCCUCCAGGAAAGACUCCAAUCUUCCUCCACGUGCCUACCGACGAGAGGAGAGAGAGAGGGAACGUGAGCGAGAGAAGGAAAUGGACAAGGACCGAGAUCGGGAUAGAGAUAAAGAGUGGCCUGCCGACUCAAGUUUCAAAGCACGUGGUCGAGGGGAGUAUUACUCAAGAGGACGGAGCUACCGGGGGACUUACGGUGGCCGAGGCAGGGGGGGUCGUGGUCGAAGCCGGGCGGAGUACAAUUACAGAGAGCCCCGAUCACGCUCCGAUUUACCUUCUGUUGGAGGUGCUGCCGCCUUUCGCAACAGGGAAGAAAGCGAAACACGCAGCGAGAGCUCAGACUUUGAGGUUAUACCAAAACGUAGACGGCGCCGUGGUUCAGACACGGAUUCUGAAAGCGAAGGCGGGAGAGAGUCUGCCAGUGAUACCGGACCCUCUGACCGUGAGCCUAGCACCAAACCUAGCCGUCCAUUGAGACGAGAGCUCCCUGGGGAGGCCCGGUCUGGGCCCCACAAGCCAGGCUUUGGACCUCCUCACAUGGGGGAAAGGGUUGGACCCAGAGGGGACGACGAAAGCCGACCCAAGCCAGGAUUCCUUCCCAAAGGAGAGCCUUCUCGGCGAGGAAGAGGAGGGCUGUACAAUAGACGAGGUGGAGCAAGGGAACGUGGCGGGCCUCGCUCAGGCCCUCCUAGACGGCCAGGAGCUAGAGAGUCCUCUUCUCAGUGGCCCUGUAAACCCAUGGAGACAUUCAGGCCUGAGGACACGGAGUGCACACCAAGAUAUGACAAUCCUGCUGCUGACCGAAGACCCCCCAAGGCUGAUGGCAAGAAAUUUGGGGAUGGGGCUCCUCAGAGUAGUAGAGAAAGGCCUCGUCGGUCCAGACCAGCACGGCCCCCGAGGCAAGAUAAACCCCCCCGGUUUAGGCGCUUGAAGGAGCGGGAGGCUGCAGUGUUAGCUAGUGGGGAAACUGCCCCAAAUCCCCCUGUCCCUCUAUUCCCAGUGCCUGCUGCUGCUGUCCAUAGCUCUGCCCCUGCCCCAAGCUCCCAUUCCCAUUCCCCAACCCUGUCUAGAGCUCCAGGAGCCCCUGUAACUGUGCCUGCGGAAGUGUCAGCCACUAUGCCUACAACCGACUUGUCCUCUCCUAUAGAAGCACCCUUGCCUGAGACCAGCAGCCCCACCAUCACUGCAGUCGGUACCAAGUCCCCUGACUUGUCCAACCAGAACUCUUCAGAUCAAGCCAAUGAGGAAUGGGAAACUGCCUCCGAGAGCAGCGACUUCAACGAAAGGAGAGAACGAGAAGAAAGGAAAGGAGCACUGGAGGCCGCUCAUGAAGCAGCCAGGGCAUCUGUCCCGGCACCUGCAGCCCCUCAGGGCUCUUUGACCCCCAACAAAAGCCCUGAUGGAGUGGUCACUCAAAAACGUGAAGGGGCUCCUGCAGCCAAGAGAAGUUUCUCAAACCAGAGGCCUACAGAGAGACCAAAUCGUCGAGGCAACAGUGGAGCCAAACCAGGCCGGAGCUACGCAGGGGGCAAGGGGGAGAGGAGGGGCGGGGCCAAAGCUGGCCGCAAAGGCCCUGCAGCCCAGCAGAACUCCGAUGGAACAGCACAAACCGCUGGAGGACCGUCCCAAAGGCCUACAAAGGACCAGUCAGGCCGUCGUAAGGAUGAAGCCAAACAGGCCGCCAAGAAGCCCAAAGAGAAUGCUCUUUCUCAGUUUGAUCUUAAUAAUUAUGCCAGUGUCGUGAUCAUUGAUGACCACCCAGAGGUCACCACCACGGAUGACCCACAGUCCAGCACCAAUGAUGACGGCUUCACAGAGGUGGUCUCCCGCAAACAACAAAAACGUCUGCAGGACGAAGAGAAACGGAAAAAGGAAGAGCAGACUACUCAAAACUGGAGUAAAAAAGGCUCUGGUGAGAAGAGCAGGGGAGGCGGAGGAAAGCUGCCACCAAGAUUUGCUAAAAAGCAAUCAUCCCAACAUCAGCAACAACAACAGCAGCAACAACAACAACAACAGCAGCAGCAGCAGCAGCAACAACAGCAGCAACAGCAGCAGCAACAGGCCUCACAGUCUCAGCCUCCUGUAGCCCCCACAUCUCAGGCCCAACAGCAACCCCCUAUUUCUGUUCCCCAGCACCCUCACCUUGCCCCCUCCCAGCCUACUGUGUCCCCUCAAACUCUGGAAGGAACAGUGGCUCCACUGCCCUCCAUCCCCCCUGCCACUGUGGACUUUACCUCAAAGAGCCUACCCCCCGCACCCACGCAGACACACAGCACUCUGGGUACAGAACUGUGGGAGAACAAGGUAGCGGGCGCCACUGUCCUUCCUGAUGUCAAGAAGCUUGGUCCUAUCAGCCCUCCCCAGCCACCAUCUGUGAGUGCCUGGAACAAACCUCUUACCUCCUUUACUGGCACCGUCUCCUCUGAGGGUGGGAAGCCUGGAGCAGAGAGCAGUGCGGAAUUGGCAAUAGACAGUAUUCAGUUUGGUGCACCAUCAUCUGCAGGCAGCACCGACAGCGAUGGAGUUCCAGCGAUGCUAGAAACCGUCUCUGAAAACAAACUACCUGCUCCCAAAGAACAGAGACAGAAACAACCUCGAGCUGGCCCAAUCAAAACACAGAAGCUUCCUGAAAUGGAACCAGUGGAAACCAAGGAGUACAAGCCAGGUCCCAUUGGUAAGGAGCGCUCUUUAAAGAACCGCAAGGCCAAAGACGCACGUGGAGGAGAAGGCGAGGGGAUCAUGGAGGGAGGGGUCCCUGGAGGAGGUGUCAGUAGAGCCACAGACCCCAGUCCUCCCACCAGUGACUCCACAGUACCAGAGCUGGGAGGAGACAUCGAGGGCAUGAUCACAGUCCCGUCAGCGGAGUACAACAGUAACUCUAAGGAGUCAGUCACCGACUACACCACCCCCUCCUCCUCACUGGCUGACAGUGUUUCUACAGGAGUGAACAAAAUAGAAGAGAGUUUAGUAGCAAAUGUGGCGCUACCCCACGCGUUGCCUCUUCCUCGACGAGAGACCCUGCAGCAGAGCUCCAGCCUCAGCACUGUAUCUCCUGCAACUGUUGACCUAACACUAAAGAUGGAAUCGGCUCGUAAGGCGUGGGAGAACUCCCCGAGCCUGGAGAAGAAUUCUCCAGUCACUUCCUCUUCCUCCCCCAUCACCUCCUGCGCAUCCUCGUACUCCACCUUCUCCUCAGCCUCCAUAGCACAGAUCCCUGUGGCUUCGGUUACCCCCAGCACCUCACUGUCAGGUUCUGCUACCUAUACGACAUCAUCCCUCAGCACCAAGACCACCACAGCCUCCGACCCCCCUAACAUCUGUAAGGUGAAGCCCCAGCAACUGCAGGGUGGAGGUCUGUCGUCCUCCAGCAGUAGCGGGAGUAGCAGCAGCUUCUCUCAGUUGGGCUGUGUGACUACCCUCCUGCCCCAGCAACAGCAGACCCCACAGGUGUACGUCUCUCAGUCUGCAGCAGCUCAGAUUCCAGCCUUCUACAUGGACACUAGCCACCUCUUUAGUAGCCCCCACCCUCGCUUGGCGCCUCCCUCCCUAGCGCAGCAGCAAGGCUUCCAGCCCGGCCUCUCGCAGCCGACAGCAGUCCAGCAGAUUCCCAUCCCUAUCUACGCUCCGCUGCAAGGUCAGCCGCAACACCAACAUCAACACCAACACCAACAUCAACACCAGCAUCAGCAUCAGCACCAACACCAACACACACACCAGGCUCAGCUAGGACUCAGCACUGGUCCGCCAGUCUCCCAGCCACAAGACCUGUUCAGCUCCUCACUGCAGCCAUACAGGUCUCAGCAGGCAUUUAUGCAGAGCAGCCUGUCGCAGCCCUCCAUGAUGCUGUCAGGGCCGUCUCUGCACAGCUAUCCCGGCGUGCAGGCACCUGAGCUGGGCAAGCCUCAGUCUAAUCUGACCUAUCAGCAGGCCUCUUCGACCCAGCACAUUCCCAUUCUGUUUGAGCCACAGCUCAACCAGCCCUCUGGCAUGGGAGGCUCCCAGCUCAUUGACACACACCUGCUGCAGGCUCGACAGGGGAUGAGUCAGCACUCAAACAUGUACUCGGGGCAGGUGCAACAACAUGGCCAGAGUAGCUACUAUAGCAACACUCAGUCGCCUAGUUCUGCAAUGCAACAGGUGACUGUCCCUUUGCCCAGUUCCCAGUUGUCCCUGCCAAACUUUGGCUCGGGUGGAGGCCAGCCGCUCCUGGCGCUGCCUCCCACUCCUCCCCAGGCCCAGCCCCCCAACAUCAACCGACAGCCCCCGGUCUCCCAGCCUUACCGAGGCAUCAUGGGCCCCAACCACAGCAUGAUGCAGCCUCCGACCAGCAAGAUGGACAUGGAUCUGAAACUCUUUGGCAGUGGAAUGGAUGUGAAGCCCGGAACCCCUCCUAUCGGCGCCAGGAGCACUACACCCACCUCCAGCCAUUACAGGGCCAGCUCCACGUCUCCUAGCAGCCAGUCCAGUAAGAUCAACAGCAUGCUGUACCAGAAGCAGUUUCAGGCUAGCUCCGCCGCCAUGAGAAUGACCCAGCAUUUCCCUGGCCAAUUCAACCCACAGAUUUUGUCCCAGCCCAACAUCGUCUCUCCUCUGGUUCGACCUCCUCACGUCAACUCGUUUGCUGGAGGCGUCCAGCGCUCUCCCAUGGGCCCUCCCAUGUCGGCCAACGUGGGCGGUGGUCUCAUGCCCCAUCCCCGACCUCAGCAUCCACAGCACAGCCAGCACGCUCCCCGAGGACCUCCUGGUCCCUCGCUUGCUCCCAGAGGCACCCAGGCGGCUCUGAAAGCCGAACAGGACCUAAAGGCAAAGCAGCGGGCUGAGGUGCUUCAGUCCACUCAUAAGUUCUUCUCGGAGCAGCAGCAGCUCAAGGCCCCGCAAGUCAGCAAAGUGUCUCGCCUCGAUCAGGCGGGGAAACCCCCACUCGACACCUCUGCCCCAAACCACCAGGCGGUAGGCGAGCGCCCAGAUUCUGACAAGCCCCCCAUCUCCAUCUCCACGGCCAAGCCCAUACGGACUGGCCCCAUAAAACCGCAGGCCAUCAAACCAGAAGAGGGCAAGUAAAGCGCUGCGGAACCUCUUCAGAUGACAAUACAUUGGACGGAAGACCGGAAGAGAGAGAAUCAAGCCCCAUUCACUCGGUCACCACCUCAUAUCAGCCCUGGGGAACAGUGUGUGGGGGGGGCAGGACGAUGAGUUGAUUGUAGUGGUUGCUGAUAGGCACUGUCCUGCGCAUACAUGAUCCUCCUUCCUCUUCUUUCUUCCCCUAUCUCGUCCCACUGUAGGUGGCGGCGUUUGAGUUGAAUUCUUCCGUCAUAUUUAGACGCCGAUAAAAUGGCUGCACAAGUUGUUCCAUAGAAAUCUACUGAGACGGUAGAUAAGAGGAGAGCUGGAAAGAGAAAUUUGAAAUAUUUGCUGCUGAGUUUGCCUCUUUUUUUUUUUUUUUUUUUUUUUUUUUUUAGCUCUUGAUUUCUGUUCCUUUUUUAUUCCCCAAAUAGGAUCAUGCAUAUUAUAGGAGAAACCCGUUUUUUGGUAAUGAAAGAAAUCAGUUUUGUUUUUGUAGUCAAAACAAUCUUGUUAAGGAGAGGUCAUUUUAGUGAAGACAACUUUUUGUUGGCCAAUCACCCAUCAUAACUAAUCCAGCGAUUUGUGCACAUGGAAAUGCGCCUCAUUACCACACACACACACUCACACUCAACGGUUUCAUCCACGGUUACCAGAAAUUCAUUCUUUUUGUUUUACCAGAAUGGAAAUGUGAAAAUUACAGCAGUCGACUGAAAUUAUUGAUUUAUUGGUUAGUCUGCCUGUGAGCCUUUGCUCCUGCCUUCUGCUCUCAUCUCCCUGCCUGAGGUGUGUGUGUGUGUGUGUGUGUAGGUAGGUAGGUGUGUGUGUGGUAUAAACGGGGGAAGCUCAUAGCUGGACUCUCCUGUAUAUUUAGCCCAAAGGUUUAAAGCAGUGCACAGAUGAUGUCGCAGCCUUUUAGGAUCGCUGUUGCCGUGGCAGCAGAGUUCAGUUUGGAUUCCCAGGAUGUACCCCGGAUGAUGUACGAUCACUACAUACAGCUGUUCCAGUUGUCCCACACAACCCUCUCAAUGCGUCCUCACCCAUCCUUUGCUGUCUCACAAACACACGUCACUGUAAAGCACCCCGAACCUGCUGCUGUUGACUGAUAUCAGUGCCCUUAGCUAGAGGGAAGCAGGAUGGGGCUAUUUAGAGGAGGAAUAGAAACGGCGAGUUGAUUGCUGAAACAGACAACUUUGCGUGCGUGUGUGUCAACCCUCACAAAAAGAGGGAGAACAAGAUGAGAAGCCUCAAGUUCACAAGUGUUUGGGCAUAAGGACACCUGUUUUAUUGUCAUUACUGAUGGGAGCCAUCAGUGCUGUUUUCUGUCUCUGCCUCGCCUCCGCUGGCUGUCCCGCCCACAAUGCUUUUCA